UUGGCUGUGUAUCUAUCAUAGGAAUAAUAAUUUAACCCGUCGUCUCCAGAGAAUUAAGGGAGCCAAAACAGAAAGAAAGAAAUUAAAAAUUCCCAAACAUAUUGCAGUUUAGCAUGUAUUUGACUAUUGAGAAAAGGAAAGCUGUGAGAUAAAAGAGAGAGACAGAAGCUUUUUUGAAGUGUCGUUUUCCUAUAAAUACUCUCGAGGUAUAGUAGCAAACACAGACUACCCCGGAACAUCUCUCUCUCUCUCUCUCUCUCUCUCUCUCUCUCCUUUCCUUGCCAAUCCUUUUCCUGUUUCUCUAUUCUUCUUGCAGCAGCACCACACAUCUCUCCCUCUCUCUAUUCAUGUCUGUUUCUUUAAGAGGUCUGGGAGCUGAUCAAAACCCUUUCUUUUUCACUUAACAAACUUUUUAUUGUUUACCUUCUUUCGGAAUUCCAUGGUGGUUUUUUUCCUUUCUGUAUCAUCAUCUGUACUUCUCUAACUUGUUGUCACAAAAGGAGAAAUACCCACUUCAAAAAAACUUGUUCUUGGUUUUGGAUUCUUUGUACUGAAAAAUCUGCCUAAAUUGGGAAUAAAAAUGUCCCGUAAUAAAGGAGGAAUUUUUUAUGGUAAGCAGUCUUUGAAUCAGAUUCCUGACCUCUCACUUCACAUAAGUCUUCCAAAUAGUGCUCCAUCUUCCAUAUGCAUUGGUACAAAUGAUGCUGAUGAUUCAAGUUUCCAUGGUUGGCGCAAAGAUGAUGAUGACGAUGAUGAUGUUGAUGUUGGAUUGAAAUCACACAGUGAUAGUUCUAUAAAAGUUGGGUCUAAUAUACAACCAGUUGAUGAUGACAUCGAACUUUCUCUUGCAAAUCCAACUAGUACAGCUUUAGAGGCAGAAAGUCCUUGGAGAAGAACAAGCAACUUUGCCAGUGACGGCCGCCGUGCCAACUGUAGCAAAGAGGAUCAAGUAAGGCAAAGAAAUCUUCUCCCACGGGCUAAUAAUAAUGGGAUCUCAGUUUUUGAAGUCUCAGGAUUCAAAUCCAUUAAAGGAAUUCCAGUUUACAGCACAGGAGAGAUAAUGGAUCCAAGAUUUUGCUUUAACCAAAUGGCAUAUUCAUCAUCUUGCACUCCUUACCCGUCAACUGAUAACUGUUCUUUUCCGGCUUUUAGAAUUGGCACUUCAUAUCAUCAUCAUCAUCAAUAUGCAAGCGGUGCAGGUGGUGGUGGUGGUGGUGGUGCUGCAGAGGUUUAUGGAAGCGGGAUAAUUAGAUCAAGAUUUAUGCCAAAGCUACAAAACAAGAGGAACAUGAGAGCACCAAGAAUGCGUUGGACAAGCUCUCUUCAUGCCCGUUUCGUUCAUGCGGUUGAGCUUCUUGGUGGCCAUGAAAGGGCGACACCAAAGUCAGUAUUAGAGCUCAUGGAUGUCAAAGAUCUAACACUUGCUCAUGUCAAAAGCCAUUUACAGAUGUAUAGAACUGUUAAGAGCACUGACAAACCUGCAGCUUCCUCAGAUGGGUCUGGUGAUGAAGAUUUCUUGUCUGUCACAACUCCCAUUACUCAAAAUUCUAGCCAUUUUCUAAACCCAACAAGAGGAAGUGUGUCUCUUGAAAAUGAUGAUGAUAAUAAUGUUGGCUACCCUCCCUCGACUCUUUGGAGUAAUUCUUCUAGCAAAGGCAGAUGGCUAUCAGCAACUCAACAACCAUCUGGAAAUCAACUUGAGGGAAGUGAUUUAGGUCGAUCAAAAACAUCUAAAGUCUCUAAUAAUAUAGCACUUGAGGCUCCAAGCUUGGAGUUCUCCUUAGGGAGAACUGACUGGCAAAGCAACAAUAUGAUUGAAUGAGUGUAUUAAGAUAGAGAUAGCAGUUUAUAAUUGUAAUUUCCCUUUUUCUCUUCUUUCUUUUUUGCUUGUUUUUGUUAGUAUUGGCAAAAGAUUUUCAUAGAAAACAUAUACUAGGGUUUAAGGUGGAAGCAAAGCUGUAAUGGGUAAGGUGGGAUCAGGAAAGAAGAGAAUUGUUUCCAUUAUAUAACUUAUUCUUCUCUCAAUGAAAGAAGAAAAAGAAAAAGAAAACAUAUGUUAAUAUCAGUUCAAUGAAUUACUGUCUGCAUAUUCUCUUUUUAGGCUAUGAUUAUGGGCAAGAAAUUUAUAUUAGUCAUUUACGUAGUGUAAUAAGAAAGCUGAAUAAAAGAAGAAUCUUUCUUAGUGGUGGAUUA
Molecule: messenger RNA, 2193 nt
Organism: Ricinus communis (castor bean)
Lineage: Eukaryota; Viridiplantae; Streptophyta; Magnoliopsida; Malpighiales; Euphorbiaceae
Product: transcription repressor KAN1
Exons: 6
Coding region: 581-1822 (413 amino acids)
Biological process (GO): abaxial cell fate specification; regulation of DNA-templated transcription
Cellular component (GO): nucleus
Molecular function (GO): transcription cis-regulatory region binding
Source: RefSeq, a predicted model, not a curated record